GUUUAAACCAUAUAAUUGAUUAUUUAGUGUAUAAAUGUAUAUUGGACGAUGUAUCAAAACUUGUAUUUGCCAUGGCAACGCUCUGCGUCCUUCACAAACGAAGGCAACUUGUUGCAGUCGACAAAGCCCAGCUUGUGUGCAGAGAGAGUAUGGCUCCCUGAAAGAAUUGUUGGUUUUCGGACCUUUUCUUAAGUAGGAAGAUUCCCGGGACAGCUUUUGCGGCAUUUUAUUAAAUUUCAUUGCUUAGGGCAUCAGGUCUGCUGAGUCAGUGAGUGCAGUGCCAUGUGUGGAGAGGAGCUGUAACUGAGAUCGCGGUUUUCAGCUCACUUUUCAGAAAAAGGAGCUGAGCCCAGGGGACACGAUGAGGCCCCUGAAUGACCUCUCUCUGCCCCUCAUGGAGAACUUCUCUGCUAAGGGAAGGAGAAAUCAAAGGAAAAAGGAGUACAGUGCUUUUCUGAAAGGGCAAAGCACUAAAGGGAAAAGGCAGAAGAGCAUGACAGAUGUAUCACAGGCCAAAGUCAUUACUGAUGGCUCUUAUGUCUGGCUGAAGCCAAGUAAGCAACCACUAUCAGGGACAGAUGCCACCGCUCUGAUAGAGGUUGGGUUGGAGUCUCCAUCCCACCAGGGCUGCGGGCCAAGGAAGCAAAGUGAGCAAAGGUCUCGCUCAUUCCAGGAGCAGCACAACUUGGAGCCAGGCUCCUCUGUGGAAGAGCUGCACCUCUUGGCCAAGAGGCAUGCAAGCCAAGACUACAGGUUGCAGGAACCAAGGCUGGCAAUAUCCAGCCAGAAAUCUAGAUCCACAGCCAGCAAGGAUGAUCCCCCAGUUGCCACAGGAUUAAUGAUUGGAACUGCUGAGGAUGACCUGGUCAGGCAGCAGAAAAAAGAUCAAUACAGACAGGAGCUGCUGGAUCAAAUAGCUGAGCAACAGAGGAACAAGAAGAGGGAGAAAGAGCUUAGGCUCAUGGUUGCUAUGACAGGACCCACUGAUCCAUGCAUGCUGCCAAACCACUUCAGCCAGUUUAGCACUGUCUGCCAAGAACACAAUGGCAGCAGAAGACAAGUUCCUAACAGGCUGGGCCUCGACACACAACACAGUGCCAAGAAGCCUUUGCCUGUUAUGGAGGAGAGUUCUCCCCAAGAGAGCCACUCUGUAACCUUUCCAUCUCCAGUGCUGAAAUAUAGCACUACUCUACCACCAUUAGCAGGAAGCAAGGUUGCAGGCUUGGUAGGGGAUGGUCACAGUAGUCAUAAUGAAGACAUCCAUAAAAGCCUUUCCAGCACUUUGGUUGCACCCCCAAGAGUGCUGGCUGCCCCCCCUCCAAUACCGUUCACGUUUGUUGACUCCUAUGGAGCUCCUUUCAGCAAUGCCUACUACUACUAUGGACCCAGGAACCCCAUGGCCCCCAGCUGGAAUGCGAGACUGGCACCCACUCUGGCCCAUGGUGAGCCAGCAGAAGGGGCAGUGUAUCCCGUGACACACCUCGACCAUAUGCCCAGACCAGCGCAGCCUACCCUGUUAGGUCACACACAACCCCCAGCACAAGCAAUUGAUCAGACUGGUCCUGCACCAAGUGGAAUGGGAAUUGGGGCCAUUCCAGGAGGGACACCCAAUAAAUCAAACUACCAGGAAGUCCUGAAACAACAGAUCCGAGAGCGGGAGGAGCUCCGUAAGCAUGAGGAGGUAGAGAGACAGCGCCACGAGGCCAAGCUAGCCAGAGAGAUGGAGGUCUACAAUCCGUGGGGCAGAGGAGGCGGUGGCGCGCCUCUGAGAGACAGCCAGGGCAACCUCGUUGCUGAUCUGAAGCAGAUGCACAAGUUCAACAAGGAGGUAUGUCUGAACCCCAGUUCUCAGGAUAAGCAAGCGGCACUUCUCAUUGCUGGAGCCACUCCAACUCCCAACAUGAAGGACCGGCCCCCCUCAUCCCACAGGAACUCAGUUGUCUCUUCCACUCAAACAUCAUCCUUGGCUCCGGGCAAUGUUUUCACAGAGCCCAGUGUGCGUCAGCAGCUUCAUGACCGGGAAAGGUACAAAGAUGACCUCCUAAAGCAGAUCGAGGAGAAACGGCGCAAGGAGGCCGAAGAGCGUGAGCGAAUCCGGCUGCAGGAGGAGGAAGAUGAGAAGCGGGUGGCCAAGGAGCAGGCCAAGAUCAGGAAGGAGUAUGAGGAGGAGCAGGAGAAGAGGAGGCGCAAGGAGAUGGAGAUGAUGCAGCAGGCUGAAGCGUGGCGCAAGCAGCGUGAGGAGAAGCGUGAGGAGAAGAAGUGCGAGGAGAGGGAGCAUGAGGAGGAGAAUGAGGAGGAGAAUAAAGAAGAAGAUGAGAAAAAGCACCAGGAGGCAGAAAAGACAAAGAUGGAAGAGGAGGAUAAGCAUCAGGGAGAAGCGUCAACGUUGCAGACUGAGCGCGAGAGGCCUGCUCACGUGGAGAAGCAGAAGCAUAGAGAGUCACCUCCUCUUGAUGCCAAAGGAAGGAAGGAACUAGCCACUGAGCGUCCACCUAGAAAACCUUCUGCAGACAGCCAGCGCACUCCAUCUGCUGUGUCUGUGAGCUCCCAGUGCAUGUCUGGGGAAAAUGCUAAAAAUGGACAGAAGAAGAAGAAGCGUGAAGAGGAGUGGCGGCAACAGGAGAGGGACAAGGAGGAGAAGCGUCAGAGAGAGGUGCUGAAACUGCAGUGUGAGAUGGAGAGACCGGCCCAGGUGCAGGAGGAGCAGCACAGAGAGCACUCUCCUCCUGUCCCUGCACUGAUCAAGAAACUGGCCCUUGGGCUCACCUCCACAUCACCAUCUGUGGACAGCUACCGCCCCCCGUCUGCUGUGUUUGAAAAUACCAAAAAUGGGCAGAAGAAGAAGAAGAAGAAGCAUGAGGAAGACUGGUGCCAACAGGAGAGGCACAAGAGGGAGAAGCGUAACAGAGAGGUGCUAAAACUGCAGUGUGAGAUGGAAAGACCGGCCCGGGUGGAGGAGGAGCAACGUAGAGAGCUGUCUCCCCUUGUCCCAGCACCGAAGAAGAAACUGGGCCCUGAGCUCACAUCCAGACCGCUUUUCACAGAAAGCCACCAGAGACCAUCUGCUGUUUCUAAAGGCUCAUUAUGUCCACCACAAUCCCCGGAGGACCCUUCUAAUAGGAAUCCAGUCAGAGCCACAAGGUUACAGCAGACCAGAGACAACACUGGAAUUGCUGGGUUAGGAGGGGUACACCCUGGACGGGAUGCUGGUCCAUCGCAGGAGGAGUACAGAGCCAUGACCAGCCAUCUCUCGGUCCUGCGCCGGCUGCUGCGCAACCAACAGAGACUCUUGGAGGAGGAGCUGCUGCAAACAGAAGAGGAGGAAGGUGAUGUGUCUCAUCCCAUCAGAUGCAGGAAAUGCUUCCAUAUGGACAUGUUUCACAUGGGUCGUCCCGUUGCUGUCAGAAAAACCCCCCGCAAAGCUCCAGAGACGACUAACCUGCAGAAUGUCCUUGAUUUUAACAAGCUCAAGGACAAAGACAGUGAAUCGCGGGAGGAAGUACACUGUCUGGACCCGGUCUCCUCCACCAAUGACCAGAACCCCGAUAUCCAGCAAAAGGCCCUGAUCCGCAAGGAGAACCGCAGGGUCGACAGGCUGAGGAAAAUGCUCUCUGCUGAUGAGUUCCUGUACGACGAUGGGAAGAUGAAGACUUCCACUAGGGAUUUAGUGAAAGACCCCCUGCUGACAUCAGCGAGUGCUUUCUUUGACUCUAACAUGGAUGUGACCUUAGACCCAUCUGACCCUGAAGAAGGCACAUCCAAACCCUUGGCCAGGCAGCAGCAAAAGUUGGGAUACUGGGAGCCAGCAGGGCAGUCAGACUUUGACUCGCUGCACUGUCAGGCCAGUCUUCACAAGGAGCACAAGAAGCAACGGAUGAGGAGGCUGCAGGAGCUGAGAGACCAUGGCUGGCUAGAUGAAUUGGAUAUGUCUACUGAAAAUCGUGAUGGACCGAACACAGACAUGCGUACAUACUUGGACCGAGUUGCCAGGAAUCCAUGCCUAAGACCAGGAUCUUCAGACCACCUAAGACAAAUCACAACAUGUCACACGGACAGGCAACCCAGCAGAAACUGGAAACCUGACUGGUAAGGCCUGUCCUCUUACCACAGCUGAACUUCUCAUCCUAAUAGCAGAGAUGGGGUGUUUCGGGGAGCCCCACAUCAUUUUCAGUGGAUCGUCAGUCUCCAGUGGUGGUGUGAAGAUUUUUUUUGUGUCCUCCAAGCAAUUUGAUUAAAAAAAAAAAACAUACCUCUUGCUUUGUUUGAAAACAUUUUUUUCAAGAUUCAUUUAAUUUCAACAAAUAAGCAUAUGAAAUUUUAACUGGAUUGGUGCUAUGAGGUAGCCUACACUUUUCAGCAAUGAGAAUGAGCCAGUCCAAACAUAGAUGGCAGACUGUACAGUAUGUAUGUAAUACUACACCCUAGGACCACACACACAAGAGACUGAUCCCCCGUUGUUGUCCUACUGCUGAACUCAAACUAGGAUUACAC
This is a messenger RNA of Scleropages formosus (Asian bonytongue), 4491 nucleotides long. RefSeq names its product centrosome and spindle pole associated protein 1-like. The record is from RefSeq and is a predicted model, not a curated record. Gene Ontology annotation, cellular component: spindle pole; microtubule; centrosome. Gene Ontology annotation, biological process: positive regulation of cytokinesis. The transcript is spliced from 30 exons. Lineage: Eukaryota; Metazoa; Chordata; Actinopteri; Osteoglossiformes; Osteoglossidae. The coding region runs from base 362 to 4090 and encodes 1242 amino acids.